Molecule: messenger RNA, 566 nt
Organism: Drosophila ficusphila
Lineage: Eukaryota; Metazoa; Arthropoda; Insecta; Diptera; Drosophilidae
Gene: Taf12L
Exons: 2
Coding region: 3-434 (143 amino acids)
Biological process (GO): DNA-templated transcription initiation
Cellular component (GO): transcription factor TFIID complex
Molecular function (GO): protein heterodimerization activity
Source: RefSeq, a predicted model, not a curated record
CCAUGGAGAGGAAGAAGAAGGACCCUUGGUCCUGCGCCCUAAAUGGCGACGACAGCGAUAAAUCGUCGAGCAACGAGAGCCCUUCGACGACCAGAUCCUCGAGCAGCUCCAGCGACUCCAGCAGCGAGAGCUCCGACGAAAAGAAGCCGGCCAGCGAAAUGGAGAGCCUGAGCAUUCCCGGCGGCAGCUACGAUAUUGUAACGAAGGGCAAUCUGCAUCACUUUGUGGAGAAAAUCGACGCGAAUGCCACGCUGGAUGAUCAGGCCAGCGACAUGGUGGCCAAAAUAGCAGAUGCCUUCGCUAACGACGUCGCCAUGCGCAUUGUCAAGUUGGGCAAACACCGAAAGAGCCGAGUUGGCCUUCUGGACCUGGAGUUCGUCCUCAAGAGGGAGUACAACAUGGAGUUUCCCAACGAGCACAAUGCAAAUAAAUAAUGUAAAACGAGUGGGAAGGAAUAAAAUAAAGGUGAAAUAAAUAAUCAUAAGAAAUACAUACACAUUAAUCAAUGAAGAAAAAGUAAAUAAAAAUUGUUUUAUUAAAACAUUUGUGUACACAAAAGGUUAAAA